AUGAAACACUCCCAGCUGGCCCCGCUUCCGGAGGACCUGCCCUUUCGCAUUGUCUCAAAGACGAUCGGGCAAGGUGCUUACGCCUGUAUCAAAAAGGCAUGUCCCCUUCAGAACGAUACCCCCCUCUUUGCUGUCAAGUUCAUCCACAAGGAUUAUGCUGCUCGUCAUGGGCGCAUUACCUCAAAACAACUUCAAAUGGAGGUGGCUCUCCACAAACACGUGGGACUGCAUAAUAACAUCAUUGCAUUCUAUAACACGGACGAAAAUGAAACGUGGCGAUGGAUAGCGAUGGAACUGGCAGAGGGCGGUGAUCUAUUUGACAAAAUUGAGGCUGAUGAGGGGGUGGGGGAAGACAUUGCUCAUGUAUACUUCGCACAGCUCAUCAAUGCCGUUGGAUUUAUGCACUCCAAAGGGGUAGGACAUCGGGACAUCAAGCCCGAGAAUAUUUUAUUGUCUUCUGAUGGAAAUUUAAAAAUUGCCGAUUUUGGGCUGGCGACGCUCUUCGAAUACAAUGGCAAAAUGAAAAUGAGUACUACACUCUGUGGAAGCCCUCCGUAUAUCGCUCCGGAGGUGAUUCAAUGCAGUAAUCGCGGGCAAUCAAGAGGAGGAGGGUACAGGGCGGACUUGGCGGACAUCUGGUCUUGCGGAGUUGUGCUCUUCGUUUUGUUGGUUGGAAACACUCCUUGGGACAGUCCCACGGACGAAAGUUAUGAAUAUUGUGAAUAUGUCAAGGCAAAUGCAAAACCGGAGGAUGAGCUCUGGCAGCGUCUGCCAGUUGCCGUACUGUCACUGCUUCGUGGCAUGAUGAAGAUUGAUUCAUCCAAAAGAUUCUCCAUGCAGGACGUACGCCGCCAUCCAUGGUUUACGAAACAGAACAAGUAUCUUUCUUCUGACGGCAGACUCAUUAAUCCGGUCAAUAUGGCCACGACAAUGUUCGAGUCAUUGCACAUAGACUUUAACCAAGACCCUCUCUCUUUCUGUCAGAACACACCUUCCAGCAGUCCAGACGUGAUGCUCGAUGACCAGCCACACGAUAGCAUAAAGCCAAGAUUUUCUUCUACCCAACCUGAACCCUUAACGGACGACAUGCUAAUUGACUGGGAUGGCCCGCCACGCUUAACUACGAGCUUCCAAUCCGCUUCGCAGCCCAAAACACUGCGAAACCCUGCAGACAAUGGUAUGUUGGCGGAUCGCCUCAUGGACGAACCAUCCAUGUCACAGUUUUCUGCGACGCCGUCGGUGCCACUUAGUCGGACCCAAAAUGCCGGAAAAUUCCAAGACAUCAUUCCCUGUUCGGGUCUUACAAGAUUCUUCUCGAACUGGCCUCUCAGCCUUCUCGUACCUCGCGUGUGCGAAGCUCUUCAGCUGAUCCAUGUCCCAGCCUCGCCUAAAUCAUCCGAAACCUCUGUCGUUAUCCGCAUUCGCACGAAUGACGAUAGGAAAUGCCCCAUAAGUGGAAAUAUCAUUGUUGAGGUCAUUGCGGAAGGAAUUGCAGAGGUCGAAUUUGUCAAAGUUAAAGGUGAUCCUCUUGAAUGGAGACGGUUCUUUAAGAAGAUUACAGUGCUAUGUAAAGAUGCAGUUUUGAGACCUGACAAUUGA
This is a messenger RNA of Coccidioides posadasii C735 delta SOWgp, 1599 nucleotides long. It is a transcript of the gene CHK1, whose product is annotated as Chk1 protein kinase. Gene Ontology annotation, molecular function: protein serine/threonine kinase activity; ATP binding. Lineage: Eukaryota; Fungi; Ascomycota; Eurotiomycetes; Onygenales; Onygenaceae. Gene Ontology annotation, biological process: protein phosphorylation; mitotic G2 DNA damage checkpoint signaling. The record is from RefSeq and is a predicted model, not a curated record. Gene Ontology annotation, cellular component: site of double-strand break; cytoplasm; nucleus.